Neofelis nebulosa (Clouded leopard) is the source of this 1018-nucleotide messenger RNA. RefSeq lists its product as uncharacterized. The transcript has 2 exons. Bases 659 to 1018 code for a protein of 119 amino acids. The record is from RefSeq and is a predicted model, not a curated record. NCBI's taxonomy places the organism in Eukaryota, Metazoa, Chordata, Mammalia, Carnivora, Felidae.
UCCGCCCCUACAUGCGGCUCGCGACCGGGACCCGGUGAGGAGAAAAGGCGGAGGGUGGAAGAAGAGUGGAAAAGGGCGGAGCCCGCGGUCUUAAAUAGGAUGGUGGUGGGCAGGAGACGUGCGGUUGGAGUGCACGGACGGGGUGUGUGAUGUGAGGCGCGCGUCUUGGGAUGUGGGACUCCCGGCUCCUCUUCGGUAGCAGACUCUCCCCUCCCCCUUUAUCUCCCCUCCAGCUUAGAGCCUCCGCUCACGAGGGCAGCACGUGGAAGCCAGCAGCAACUUGGGUCUGCAACGUGUGUGAGAGAAUGGCUGUAUGCUACUGUGUAGCCUCCCCCCUCUGGGCCGCGCGGCCCUCGUGACUCUCCGAUCUCUGGCUCCCUCUCCCCGCCUCCUCCUCCUACAAGUUGGGUGCCUCCUGCCCUGCUGGGUGAGGAGGGUGGGGACUGCCGCCGAGAACACCGCGUCCUCUCCCAGACUCCCACUGGGGCGGCUCCUCCGGCCCUUUCCUUACAUAACCCGCCACGCACGUUACCAGCUCAGAUGCCAGUCGGCCACGACUGUAGAGGUCAAAGCUGAGCUCGGGUGUUCUGACUUUUCUAUCCAGGCUCCUCCGGCCUUGCGCCCUGAAUUCCGUGUUCCCUAACGUAGAGAACGGAGUAUGGGUUCCAACAGGAUCUUCCCCUCCCCCGCUCCGCAGCUCUUCAAGAAGACGCAGAAUUGCUACCACCCUUCCCCACAAAAUAACGAAAGGAAGCCGCAGCCAAGGUCCAAUGGGACCCAGGAAGCCGGGCCAGUCCCGGCCCACUCCCUCCUUUUACCAGCUCAAGCCACUCCCAGGACCGAAGUCGAAGGCUUAGUAGGGCAGGAGGACUACAACUCCCGGCAGGUUGUGCUGCCUUGUCCCCGCCCCCGCAGCUCCGCCUCCGCCGAGUCUUCAUUGGCCUUCGGGGGGUGGGGAUUGGAUGGGAGGUGGCCAUGGUGCUGCGGCCGGGAUUUGUUCCCUCCUCGGCUUCCGUAG